Messenger RNA from Glycine soja, 1603 nucleotides. Its product is annotated as protein PHR1-LIKE 2-like. Gene Ontology annotation, molecular function: DNA binding; DNA-binding transcription factor activity. NCBI's taxonomy places the organism in Eukaryota, Viridiplantae, Streptophyta, Magnoliopsida, Fabales, Fabaceae. The transcript has 6 exons. The record is from RefSeq and is a predicted model, not a curated record. Bases 114 to 1295 code for a protein of 393 amino acids.
ACAUGCAAACUUAACCACACAGUACGCAGCUACUGGGCCUGAUAUUAUUGAUGGAAUUUGAGAAAAUUCUAAUAAUCUUAUUUGAAGGAGAACCCUAAAAAGCCCACAGAAAAAUGAUUGGAGGGAAGCAGAGAGCGGCAAAUGCAAAAAAGGAAGAGAAGAAAGGAAAAGCAGCAGAAAGUGACAAAAUCCCAGUAAAGAGUGACAGUGCCAGCUCCCUCAAGCCAAAGUCUUGUGCUUUUCACAUCCCCAUUUUCCCAUUUCCCUUUCUGCUUCCUCUUUCGCCAAAUGGGUCUCCCAUAACACAAUCUUCACCUUUUUUUUUUCCUCUUUCUUUCUUCUUCGCUUCUCGGUGGGGCUUCAAGUUUCACCAUAGGAUGUUUUCUAGGUUGAUACAUCCUCAUGAAGGGCAGGAAGACAUGCAGGGUGGCUCCAAUCACGCUCACCUCGGAGACCCUUGUCUUGUUUUAACCUCCGAUCCCAAACCUCGUCUUCGUUGGACCGCUGACCUUCAUGAACGCUUUGUUGAUGCUGUCACUCAACUUGGGGGUGCCAGUAAAGCCACUCCAAAAGCAAUCAUGAGGACCAUGAAUGUCAAGGGUUUGACGCUCUAUCAUUUGAAGAGUCAUCUUCAGAAGUACAGGCUAGGUAAGCAAUCAGGAAAAGAUUCUGAUGAGGGAUGCAAAGAUGGAAUGUCAGCUUCAUAUCUUCAAGAAAGCCCUGGUACUGAUAACUCUUCUCCAAAGUUACCAGAUGCUAACGAGGGUCAUGAAGUCAAGGAGGCAUUAAGAGCACAGAUGGAAGUGCAAAGUAAACUACACUUACUAGUGGAGGCAGAGAAGCACUUGCAAAUUCGCCAGGAUGCAGAGCGAAGAUACAUGGGCAUGCUUGAGCGAGCGUGUAAGAUGUUGGCAGAUCAAUUUAUUGGGGAUGUAACUAUUGACAUGGACGGCCAAAAAUUUCAAGGGCUGGAAAGCAAAACAUCCAGAAGUUCCCUAGUUGAUCACGUUGGCUUUUAUCCCCAAGCGUGUACUGAGGUCGGCGGAAUGCAUGCUUCAGUAGUAUCACCUAUUCUUCAACCUCAAGGGGCUGACUGUUUCACUGAAAGUUGCCUAACAUCACUUGAGAGUCUGGGAGGGUUGACACUAGAAGGAUCUCCUGGCGGAUCGAAGAAGAGGAUGCUGAACUUGGACUCGAUGGUAGCACCUUUGAUCUGGAGUGAAGCCAACACCAGAACUCAAGGAAUUCAUUUAGCCAAAGUUAAUCCUUCAGGAAUGACUAGGUACGGCAUGUAGGUAGGGUAGGGAAGGUUAGUUCCUCAUGAAGAGAGUUCAUGACAUUGUGCUUUGUCCCAAGCUUUUAGGAUUAAGUACUGAGUAGGGAAGGUUAGCUCCUCAUGAAGAGAGUUCAUGACAUUGUGCUUUGCCCCAAGCUUUUAGGAUUAAGUACUGAGUUAGAUUAUUAUCGGUUGUUGUCCAUUAAGUUGGUGAGAAUCAACUUAUCUCACAUCAUUGUGUAAAUUGAAAUACUAUAUGGCUUAACUUGGACCGUCACUAAAUGUUGGCGCUGACCAUUUAUGAUCAUUGCCUUGAUUUUCACUGCU